AUGCAGUACAUGAAGAAAUACUUUACAGAGGGACUCAUUCAAUUUACGAUUAUACUUAGUUUGAUAGGAGCUCGUGUGGAUGUCGAUUCUUACUUGAACGGCUACUUCUCACCGUUGAUAGAGACGGACGGUGGGCCGAGUUCUGCUUUCAUCCAGACUCCAUUUCACCAUUUGAGGGAUACCGCCGACGGUUACCCUGUGCAUCCAAAAUGCCCCGAACUGGACUACUAUUUCACAAGCCGCCGGCUGCUUAGUGAGGUGCGUGCUCUGGGUGCACCGACUCGUUUCCACACGCGGCUAAAUGCUUGGCUUGUGCAUUUGGUGCAAGAUGGAUCUGAGUUUAGAGAGUCCCAACAGGACAACGGGAGUGAGGAGGUGAACAGCUCUGCCGACGGGACCGACAGCAGUAACGACAGCGACGGCCGCUGCACACCUGUCCAACACGACGCUCAGCCACACACCGCCACCGGGCCUUGCAACACAACACGUGAACGUCCACUGGAGGCUGCGCCUGUAAACCCUUCUGUGGAAGAGAACGCAAUACAGCUGAAAGAUGAAGAUGAGGAAGAGGAGAUCAGCUCAGCUCAGCUGGCUCACACAAGCUCAGCUCAGCUGGCUCACAGCUCAACACUGCAGCAGGGCUUGUUGGGUGACAGUGCCAUGCCACCUCCUCUCCCAGGGUUUGAUCUCCAGUGGCAGGAUUUCCUGUCUUUGUCUGAGUUGGAUGAUUUAGACUCUCUUGUCCCAGGGGGUUUGUGUGAUCUUGAUGCGGACAUUUCCAGCCCUAUAAGCCAUGAUGUCAGCCUUCAGGAUGCCAUAGUGAGCAGGGGCGGAGACUACAUGCUUAGGGGCGGGGUCAGAAGUCUGCCGUCCCAGCGUGGCCCCAUGCUCAGUCUGGAGUCCACCACCUCCUCUCACACAGACCCACCUCCAGGCAGAGCUGGCCUCCAAACUUCACCUCUUCUCUCCCUGCCAGAGAGUGGGCCCCAUGAUGGGGGCAGGCAAGCCGGGGUGGGGGGGUUUUUGGACGAGGCAGUGUUUGAACAGAUUAACCUGCUGGACCUGGAUUGCCUGGGCUCUGUGGACUCACGGCUGCUGCAGGGUACAGACAGCGCUGCCAGUGCCUCUCUCCAGCUCGACGACUUUGACUCAGACUCCGGCCUGUCGCUGGAGAGCAGCUCCCGCAGUCCCGCCUCUGCAUCUGAUUCCUCAUCUUCUGAUUCGCUGUGUGAGGACGAGGGAGGGGCCACUGGCUAUAGCAGUGAAGUGGAGUCCCUCCCCUCUAAAGGCGGCCCUUAUGCGUCAGACUGCAGCUAUUUAUAUGUGGACUUGAACGAAAACAUCUUGCAUGACCACACCUACUCUACCUCGUUGCUUUCAAACCACUCUUCCUGCACGUUGGCUCCGCCCCUCAAAGCCAUCAAACAGGAAGUGCUGAGUGAGGAAGAGGAAGAUGGGUCCAGGGUGGAGUUGAGUCGGGAUGAGCGGCGUGUCCGGGCCCUUGGGCUGCCGUACUCAGCCUUCCAAAUCGUGCACAUGCCCGUCGAGGAUUUCCUCGAGCUUCUGGAGGGACAGGGCCUGUCGGGGUCAGAGGUCACGCUCCUGCGUGAUGUCCGCAGGCGCGGAAAGAACAAGCUGGCUGCACAGAACUGCCGCAAAAGGAAACUAGAUGCCAUCUUGGGUCUGCAGGCAGAGGUGGAGGCCCUGACGGCGCGGCGAGACGCCCUCCUGCGUGAGGGAGAGCACACAGCCAAGGCCCUGUCUGCCGCCACCCAGCGCCUGCACACGCUGUCCCGGGACGUGCUCGGGCGCAUGCGUGACCAGCGGGGACGUCCGCUGACACCGGAGCGAUAUUCCCUCUACUGCGGCGCCAACGGGAGAGUGGCAGUCCGGCCGCGGGCACGGACCGUCAGCGUCACGCAGACUGCAUCAGCAGGAGGAAAAGCAGACAAGAGGAAGAAGGACAAGAAACCCUGAGAGAGAGAAAAAGGGUUUAUGUGGGUUUUAAAUGGCUCUAUGGUCUGGUCUUACGGAAUAUUCCUCCUGGAGAGCAGGAAACAUGAUGUUUCCAUAUUUGUCCUGUUCUUACGAUCCUGAAAAUCUGAACGUUAGAGCUGGGUCAUGAGGUCACAGGACAGGAAGUAGCUAAAACACUGGACACAAUGUGUAUAUUCUGUGAAUGAAAAAAAUUUGGCGUGUCUGAAAAAGAAGAAAGAAAAGAGAGAAAGAAAACAGAAAAAUCCCUUUUUUUUAUGUUGUUUGUUAAAAUAAAGCUUCAAGUUCAGAAAAAUGGCCUAUUUACAGCAGCUGAAGUUCAGAGUUUGGUAGCUGGAUGACAGUGGUUAUGGCUCUGUCUUGACCAGAGCACACUCCCAAUCCAAGGCCUUUACGUGACCCUGGCCUUCCAGUAAAACAUCUUAAAACAUAACCAUAACCAUAACCUUCCAGUAAAGCAUCUUAAAACAUAACCAUAACCUUCCAGUAAAGCAUCUUAAAACAUAACCAUAACCUUCCAGUAAAGCAUCUUAAAGCAUAACCAUAACCUCUCAGCUCAGUCGCUGUGUUUUGCUGUUGUGGAAAUUCGUACAGUCGUACAGUAACAGGAAGUGCUUGGCUGAGAAUGUUUGGGUUUUGAAAAAGUAUCAGAGCAAAAGAGAACGCAGAGGCUGUGCCUAGAUCAGUACUGACACCGUGGAGUAGAGUGGUCCUCUCAGUAGCAUUUCCGGUCAAAAGUUUAUGGUAUAAAACACGAGGACAUGUUUGAAUUGGCUUGAAAUCAACUCUGUUAAUUGUGUUGUCCAGAAAAGUUACAAUUCCAUAUUGUGAUAGGAACCCAUGCUGUUACUUAUGCCAGUACAAUAUGGAACUUUCUCAGAGUUGUUCAGGAAACUGGAUCAUUCCCUAUCAGUCCCACAUGUCAUGAGUACACAUGCCAGAAAUAAAACUACUGAGAAGUCUAGAUCAGAUACCAGUGGGCCCACCUGCCAGCUUUCUAACUUUGAAUCUUUUUAGUGCUUUCUAGUACAUUUUGAAAACUGCCAAGCUAAUUACUCAGUUGUUCUCUACCUGUUUUAAUUGCUCAGUUGUUCUCUACCUGUUUUAAUUGCUCAGUUGUUCUCUACCUGUUUGGAAAUUGAUAAAACUUUUGUCGUCUUCUCCGUGUCUCCUGUGGAUUAGAUCAUCGGUAAUAUCACACAUCCCCUAUAAGCUGUUCUCCCCUGGAGCGCCUGGGCUUCCAUGUCACUUCACUCGUUGGGGUUUUGGGUAUCUGAAUCUUGUGUUUAAAGAAACUUUAUACAAAUGAGAUGUCUAAAUGAAAUCUUUCAAUGGCUUUCAUUCUUUUUUAAAAAAGACUGGUUUACUUACUUUUCCCAUGCAUCUCUCCAUUGUGUUUACACUGCAAAGAUUUCAAAUGAAGAACCAGCAAGAACAAAAAGAUCCUCAAUCUUUUGAAGCAGGAGAUGCUGUGGGGCUGGACUGGGCAUGUGUGGACCACAGAGGUGACUGGUUUGUGCUCUACCUCAGAAUUUGACCAGAGGGUCACUAAUGUGUCAGACAGUAAGAAAUUACUCUGAGAUUCCACACUCUUUUCACUUAUUCUCUGGCUUUGUUUUGCUUUGGCACUUUUCCUUGGGUUUUUUUCACCAUUUGGUAGCACUCAAGAUGGU
This is a messenger RNA of Chanos chanos (milkfish), 3668 nucleotides long. RefSeq names its product nfe2 like bZIP transcription factor 3 (gene nfe2l3). Gene Ontology annotation, molecular function: RNA polymerase II cis-regulatory region sequence-specific DNA binding; DNA-binding transcription factor activity, RNA polymerase II-specific. Bases 1 to 1977 code for a protein of 658 amino acids. NCBI's taxonomy places the organism in Eukaryota, Metazoa, Chordata, Actinopteri, Gonorynchiformes, Chanidae. The transcript has 5 exons. The record is from RefSeq and is a predicted model, not a curated record. Gene Ontology annotation, cellular component: nucleus. Gene Ontology annotation, biological process: regulation of transcription by RNA polymerase II.